ACAUGACUUUAUCGCGGCGUAAACGCUUGUUUCUUCCUCCGGGCCGCGUGGGGGCGCUGUGUGGCAGUAGCGAACUUCAAUGGCGAACAAGGAAACGUCGGCAAUGGAUCCAUGUGGUUUCAUUAGUGACGAUACAAGUUGGUCAAAAUAGACAUUUAAAAUAGCAGAACAUGUGUACGUAAACAUUUUAUUCCAAAGAUUACAAGCACGUACCCACGUUAUGACUAACGGAAAGAAGCAGAAGGGCGCUGACACAGCGGUGCAGGGCACUAAUGACAGCAGUGUGCUCAGUAAAGUGUCUGCUGCAGCUCAAGGUUACUUCCAUGAUCCCUUCCUGCAGCAUUUUGUGUGCAAAGUGGCGAGAAGAGCUCCACUCAUCAACAGAGGCUAUUAUGUGCGCUGGAGAGCAGUGGACUGUUGUGUGCGCACCUUCCUGCAGGUCACGCAACAUUGUGCCAAGCGACAGAUUUUGUCUCUGGGCGCCGGGUUCGACUCAUUGUAUUUUCGCCUGUGUGCAGACGGGGUGGCACUGGAGAGAGCCGUGGUGUUUGAGGUGGAUUUCCCAGAUGUCACGCUGCGCAAGGCGGCUCUGAUCGGGUCCAAUGAGACACUGGCAGGAAUGUUGGACCUCCAGCAGGGACAUUCUCAUACAGGACCGGUGUGUGUGUCCAGCAGUCAGUACUUCCUUUUAGGGGUGGACCUGCGACACGACUCCCUGGUUGAAGAAGCUCUGAUGAUGGUUGAACUGGACCAGAAUGUCCCAACGCUCAUUCUCUCUGAAGUGGUGCUCACCUACAUGGAAACACAGCAGUCUAAUGACAUCAUCGCUUGGGCAGCAAGGUUCCUGCCCCACUCGCUCUUCGUGAUGUACGAGCAGAUUCGUCCUCACGAUCCGUUCGGUCGCGUCAUGCAGGAACAUUUCCUCAAAGUGAAUUCCCCCUUGCAUGCGCUCCAGCAAUACAGCAACACUGACGCACAAAGACAACGGUUCCUCAGCAAGGGGUGGGACGAGUGUGUGUGCGUGGACAUGAAUGACUUCUUCCUCACCAUGAUCCCACACGAGGAGAGGCUCCGAGUGGAAAGUUUGGAGCCUUUUGACGAGUACGAGGAAUGGCACCAGAAAUGCUCUCACUACUUCAUCCUCACAGCAUCUCGCGGUUCUAUCUUAGUGCCGUCCUUGCUCGUCCAUCCUCCAGUGACCCUAAAAAGUCUGUCUUGGAGCCCUGUUGCCCUCCCAGUGAGGACACUCCCGGUCCGAGUGGAGGGUCUCAGCAUGGCCUCCACCUGCUUGGACGUAGGACACGUCCUCCUCACUGGCGGCUCCUGCAGACGUGGCAGAGGAGCUCCGAGUCGACUCCUGCUCAAAGGCCCUGGAGGCUGGACAUGUGUGGGUGUCGAACCUUCCACGCAUUUGGGUGUCCGCCUGUACCACACGGUCACCUCCACUCCAGGAGGAGGUGCGGUCGUAUACGGCGGUCGCUGCUCUCCUCUCAAGCCGAUUGAGGGCCUCGUCAAAGUGGGCCAUCACGGUGGGUCACUUCAAGAGGAGCAGAUGGUCUGCACAGGUGAGCGUCCUCCGCUCAGGUGGAGACACACUGCUACUCUGCUCUCUCAUAAAGGAAAAAACUUGCUAUUUGUCUUUGGUGGUAAAAAUGAGAGCGAAGCGGUGUUGGGCGGUGGCUACUUCCUGGAUGUUGAUCAGCAGCACUGGGUUGAGGUGCCGGUAGAGGGCGCAGCACCAGAAGACCGCCAUUCCCACUCGGCGUGUUCCUACCAGGGAGGAGUGGUGGUCUUUGGGGGACUGGGAAGAAAAGGAGAGCCGCUUGGGGACAUGACCCUACUGAAGCCCAAAGAGAGAGGCUUCUGCUGGGAGAGGAUAGACGUGCAGCCCCCGCCUUGUCCCAGGUACUCUCAUUGCGCCCAUGUGCUCGGUGAGCAGUUGAUUGUGGUGGGCGGAGUUUGGCUGCAUUCGGACGGCGUGCCGGGAGUGGCCGUGAUGGGACUGGACACACGCUGCAGCGUGGAGUUCCGUCUGGACACGAGCUCAGUGCCGUACCCGCUGAUGUUGCACUCCUUCUGCUCCGAGCUGACGGACCAAAAGAAAGCAGAGCUGCUGCUCAUCGGCGGAGGAGGAAACUGUUUCUCCUUUGGGACACAUUUCAACCCUCACCUGGUUUCUGUGGACCUGCAGCCUGCGAUCAGAUCAUAG
Molecule: messenger RNA, 2209 nt
Organism: Nerophis lumbriciformis (worm pipefish)
Lineage: Eukaryota; Metazoa; Chordata; Actinopteri; Syngnathiformes; Syngnathidae
Gene: lcmt2
Product: leucine carboxyl methyltransferase 2
Biological process (GO): wybutosine biosynthetic process; tRNA methylation
Molecular function (GO): protein binding; tRNA methyltransferase activity
Source: RefSeq, a predicted model, not a curated record